Molecule: messenger RNA, 2426 nt
Organism: Chanos chanos (milkfish)
Lineage: Eukaryota; Metazoa; Chordata; Actinopteri; Gonorynchiformes; Chanidae
Gene: ca5a
Product: carbonic anhydrase Va
Exons: 7
Coding region: 447-1397 (316 amino acids)
Cellular component (GO): cytoplasm; mitochondrion
Molecular function (GO): carbonate dehydratase activity; zinc ion binding
Source: RefSeq, a predicted model, not a curated record
UCCACGUUACCACUUAAAAAGUCAUUUAAAAAGUCGUUCAUAACUACGUUGACGUUCGGUUUUGAAAGGAAAUAGAUCAUAAAAUUUGGCCCACACAUGGAACUAUCUAGAAUACGAAUCAGAGCGUGUGUUUGGAUAGUUUAAACCUGCCCAUUUUCCGGCCCACCAAUCCGGGUGGUAAAGCAGCGGGACGACGCAAACAACACAGUCAAUACCGCAGUUCGACGAGUAAAGGCGUUAGCAUUAGCAUCAUUUAACUAAAUACCUCGCUGAACUGGUUCAGAGGGAAAAUUACAAUCGCCCGAGGGCAGAAGCGGCGUAAAAUUUACAAAUCGAACUUGUCAGAUUACAGGAAAUCACCCAUAUGUGUUAGACGUCUCAACUGUCAGACGCUUCAAAUAUUCAGUAUAUUGUAUUGAAGUUUUAAAACGUGUCAUCUGAGAAUUAUGGUGACUCUCACAGCUAUUGUAUCUCCUAUCGGUCGUCAACUUCAUCGACAUCUCGUCAAGCAAGCAAGAGCCCAACGCUGGGUACCCGUUCGUAGAUGCAAUCUCACAGCGUGCUCCAGCAAAUAUGUUCUUUCCCAAGUGCAUCCAAUGUGGCAAGAACCCCUUGCCGUCCCGGGGGGUGACCGUCAGUCUCCUAUUGACAUCGUAGUGCGUAAGAGCGUCUUUGACCCGCGUCUCAAGCCGCUGACUCCGCAGUAUGAUCCGAGGACUUGUCAGCAGAUAUGGAACAACGGAUACUCAUUCCUUGUUGAGUACGACGAUACCACUGACAAAUCCACUCUUAAAGGUGGCCCACUGGAGGACCAGUUCAGACUGUGCCAGUUCCAUUUUCACUGGGGGGAGAAUAAUUCGUGGGGUUCAGAGCACACAGUGGAUCGGAGACUGUACCCUGCUGAGCUGCACCUGGUUCAUUGGAACUCUGAUAAGUACAGUUUGUUUGAGGAGGCCGUGAUGGAGGAGAACGGUCUGGCCGUCAUCGGAGUCUUUCUGAAGAUUGGAAAGAGACAUGAGGGGCUGCAGAAGCUGGUGGAUGCUUUACCUGCCAUAAGACACAAGGGAAGCGCUGUUGAGUUCACCAAAUUUGACCCUGCCUGUCUGUUGCCCAAGAACAUUGACGAUUACUGGACGUAUGCAGGGUCCCUGACCACCCCCCCUCUGACCGAGGCUGUGACCUGGAUUGUCAUGAAACAGCAUAUCGAAGUCAGCCAUGAUCAGCUGGCCGUAUUCCGGAGUUUGCUCUUCACGUCGGCUGAGGAGGAGGUGCAGAAGAGCAUGGUCAACAAUUUCCGUGUUCAGCAGCCACUGAAAGGCCGCACGGUCCGCUCCUCUUUCACUCCCUUCCUAAAGGAGGUGCCAACACCCAGUGACAGUCCAAAUACUGCGGUUUAACUUUCACUGACUCCACUUUGAAACACCCAGUUCCCAGCUCCACUUUGUUUUCCCAGUUGCCCUCCGCGAGGCAAAAGUAUCUCUGUCACCAUCAUCAUUUCCAGACAGGUUUGGAUUUUAACUUGACCAGUCAACAGACCGGUGAUUCAUAUGUAAAAACCUCAAAUAGUCAAAUAACAUUGACAUUGUUUAGAAAUAAAGGGAGAACUCAUUUAUCACAGUUUUCUGACACACCCAGCUUUACAAACAAAUCAAGACUAAUACACUAUGUAAACCUUUUAAAUCCUUCAUUCAUCGACAAGGCUAUGAAAGUGAAAUUUGACUUGUGGUGUGAAUAACCAUACUCUAUAAUUAGAUUUUUGAGUCAUCUAUCUUCAUGUCAAGGUGAUGGACUUUUACAGUGGAUGGAUUGUGUAUGCUGUCACCCAGCGUUUCAAGUUGCAAAGAGAAACAGUACCCUCUAGUGAAUAAGAGAGGGAUAACUUGCAAUUAUUUCCAUAAGCCUUGAGGUUGUCAUGGUUACAUUGCUUAAAGUUGGAGGUUUGUAGUCAGAGAACAUGCACAAAGUCAACUGCCCUAGAGAUUCCUUUUAAACUGGAAGCUACACAGUUGUUUUUGACUAUUUUAACACACUUUAUCUUUUUUUUUUUUUAAACUGAGACCAAGAGCUAUAGAGUGUAUCUUCCAGGAAUGUAGCACAAAAUAUCAGUGACACUGCUGUAGACGCCUGUAGAUAGAGACCCUUACAUAACAUUUAUGUAUAUCUUUUACAGAUAUUUUAAACGCCUUAUGAUGCACCGAUACACCGUCCUGGAGCAUGGCUCUGGUGAACUUCUGAAGUUGUUACAUGUAGUUAAUACGCACAAUAGUACUGUCAGGUUCUGGUGUAUUGCACUCAAUAUAUUCAUGUUCUAGAUGAAGUCCAAGUUUUAGCUGGAGUGGCACGUUUCUAAAUGAGACCAUACCUCAGUGCCUUCAGCGUCACUCUUGGUCAUUCAUAUGUGUGUUUACACACACACACACACUCAC